AUGCCUUCUGCCACAAAAGAAGCGCCCAAAGCCGAGUCUCGAUUACUGUUGAUCUCGAAUCGUCUCCCAAUUACUAUCAAGCGGUCUGCCGAUGGGAAAUAUGACUUUUCAAUGUCAUCCGGCGGACUUGUCACAGGUCUCAGUGGGCUGGCAAAAACUACCACGUUUCAAUGGUAUGGGUGGCCCGGCCUAGAGAUUCCUCAGGAUGAGAUCGAAGACGUGAGUACCAAAUUAAAAGAUGAGUUCAACGCCAUUCCCGUAUUCAUGGACGACGAAUUGGCAGACAGGCACUACAAUGGCUUCUCAAACUCCAUAAUGUGGCCCUUGUUCCACUACCAUCCGGGUGAGAUAACCUUCGACGAGUCGGCCUGGAACGCCUACACCGAGGCCAACCGCUUGUUUGCCCGUACUGUUGCAGAAGAGGUCCAGGACGGCGAUCUGAUCUGGGUCCACGACUAUCAUCUGAUGCUUCUUCCACAAAUGCUUCGGGAGGAAAUCGGCACCUCCAAAUCAAACGUGAAGAUUGGCUUUUUCCUUCACACCCCUUUCCCGUCUAGCGAAAUCUACAGAAUCCUACCCGUGCGAAAUGAAAUCCUCUUGGGCGUUCUCCACUGCGACCUGAUUGGCUUCCAUACCUACGACUAUGCCCGGCAUUUCCUCAGUAGCUGCUCGCGAAUCCUAGGUCUGACAACAACGCCAAACGGUGUAGAAUUCGAAGGCAAGGUAGUCACCGUUGGCGCCUUCCCGAUCGGUAUUGAUCCGGAAAAGUUCACAGAAGGUCUCAAGAAGGAGAAAGUCCAGAAGCGGAUACAGGUCUUGGAGGAAAAGUUCAAGGGAAUCAAGUUGAUCGUGGGAGUGGAUCGUCUUGAUUACAUCAAGGGUGUCCCACAGAAGCUCCAUGCUCUGGAAGUCUUUCUCACCGACCAUCCAGAGUGGAUUGGGAAGGUUGUGUUGGUUCAGGUGGCGGUGCCCAGCCGACAAGAUGUUGAAGAGUAUCAAAACCUGCGAGCUGUGGUCAAUGAGCUGGUCGGGCGAAUCAAUGGUAAAUUCGGGACUGUGGAAUUCAUGCCCAUACACUUUAUGCACAAAUCGGUCAACUUUGACGAACUGAUCGCCCUGUACUCCGUCUCCGAUGUAUGCCUUGUGUCGUCUACUCGAGAUGGCAUGAAUCUGGUGUCAUUUGAGUACAUUGCAACGCAGGAAAACAGACAUGGGUCCCUCAUCUUGUCCGAGUUUGCUGGUGCUGCUCAGAGUCUGAACGGUAGUAUUUUGGUGAAUCCAUGGAACACGGAAGAAUUGGCGGGCGCCAUCCAAGAAGCCGUCACAAUGAGUCCCGAACACCGUGCCAUCAAUUACACCAAAUUACACAAAUAUGUUUCCAAGUACACCAGUGCUUUUUGGGGUCAAUCAUUCGUGGCAGAAUUGACUAGAAUAUCGGCCCAAGGCGAAAAGAAACUCAAGGCGAGGCGUGCGUCGUUGAUACGGCCAGCACCACCAGCAACAACAACACAAGACUCGAUUCCUCAGACCACCGAACCCGAGAAGAUUCAGGAUGCCGAUUCGAAAUCUCCUGGUAACGCGGACGGCGUAGAUACCAAGAAGGAAGACGAUAUCCCUGAACAGGCUGAGCUAUCGCCCCGAUCAAGGACUACAUGA
This is a messenger RNA of Exophiala spinifera, 1656 nucleotides long. Its product is annotated as alpha,alpha-trehalose-phosphate synthase [UDP-forming]. The transcript has 4 exons. The record is from RefSeq and is a predicted model, not a curated record. Gene Ontology annotation, cellular component: alpha,alpha-trehalose-phosphate synthase complex (UDP-forming); cytosol. NCBI's taxonomy places the organism in Eukaryota, Fungi, Ascomycota, Eurotiomycetes, Chaetothyriales, Herpotrichiellaceae. Gene Ontology annotation, biological process: trehalose biosynthetic process; cellular response to heat. Gene Ontology annotation, molecular function: alpha,alpha-trehalose-phosphate synthase (UDP-forming) activity. Bases 1 to 1656 code for a protein of 551 amino acids.